Bactrocera tryoni is the source of this 1528-nucleotide messenger RNA. RefSeq lists its product as uncharacterized. The record is from RefSeq and is a predicted model, not a curated record. Bases 384 to 1340 code for a protein of 318 amino acids. The transcript has 4 exons. Lineage: Eukaryota; Metazoa; Arthropoda; Insecta; Diptera; Tephritidae.
AUAUAUAUUUAUUGAAAGUUCUUGACAAAAAUAGAGUUCAUUCAGCGUGCUGUUAUCUGCUCGUAGUUUUGUUGGUGAUAGCAAUUUGUGGAUUAAAAAUGCGUGUACCCUUCAAGUGGAUUUCAGAAAAUUAAAAAUGUUUACCAAUGUCAACUGCUACAUUGGUGUUAAAUAAGCAUGAAAUCUGAUUCAUCUUUGAGUGAAAUUAAAAACUCAUAUAAAAUUCCUAAGGUCGGUGAAGACGUGUUUCAAAUGUCAACUCCAAGCUAUAAUACUGAAUUGAAAGGCUCAAAUGGAAAUUUUGUUAUUCCACCACAAAAUCGUGAUUGCUCUUAUAAAAAAUUGAGGAUUAAAAAGUAGCAUCAAAAAAUAGAUUAAAAAACAUGAAUAAAGAUAAAAGUAUUGAACAUGUUAACGAACCAGGGAAGUCGAUAUCAAAGCAUAUACCGAACAUUGAUGAGCAUCACAGGGAGUUACGACGAUCAAGACGGUUCCCUGUAAAACCUCGUCGAUAUGAACCAGAAGAUCUUACUUCCUUUGUUAGAAACAAACAAAAGUUAAAGUCAGAAUACAUCAAAUCUACUCCAAAAACUAAAAGGAAAAAGGCGGGGCCAGUCAGCAAAGAUAAGCGAGACUGCUUUUUUUCUAAAACGGAGAGUGAUACAUCUAAGUUGACAUCGGCCCAGAAAAAAUGCCAACGAAAAGAAAAAGAUGAUGCCGUUAACCAGCAUGAAACUCAAUCAAAGAAAACCCAUUUGAUAAAAAAUUCCAAAUUAAAAAAGCCAAUUUUUAAAAUAACUAAUGAACAUAAAGAAAAUAACUUGAGCAUUGUAAAGCAAAUAGUUUAUCCUACUGCAGAGGAAAUAGAAGAAAAUGAGCGCAGAGAACGAGAACAGAUAAAAGUAAAUAGAAAAAUGAAAGCAAUGUUACAAAAUCUUGUACAAGUACCUGAAAAAGUCAAAAUAUUGUCACUCAAUAACAUGACAUCUGAUGAAAUUUUGAACACCCUUCCUAAAUACAAAAUUCAAUUAGAUAUUAUUUUCCGUGAAUUGCGCUCAAAGCCGAGAGUAGACGAUUAUAAAGGAAUCAACCACUAUUCGGUAAUUGAACUGAUCGAUCAUGAAAAACAGCUGAAGAUGAUGCACAAACUUGGUGAAGUUUAUGAGGCGGAACAAGAUGGAAUAUCUCAGUAUCCAACGCUAUUCGCUAAUGCGUUGAUGCCCGAAUGGCUGGUUCAUAUAUUCAAGGAUAAGUAUGAAUUUUCCCAUACUGAAGCCGUAUCCCAUUUGAACAAACAACGACAAUAUAUGCAAUAUUUGGGUGCAGACGAUUAUCACUGAGGACUAUAAGAGUUACUAUUGAUAUAUGGAUAAUUUGUAAGAUAAAAGAAAAUCCAAAUUUAUAUGAUUUUAACGGUAUGGGAAUUUUUUCAUCACUUUUAAAUAAUGUGCCAAUGUAAAAAAAUCCAUGCAAACCCUCUUUUCUAGACAAUAAAAUAUCAACAAUUCUUUAAGAACAAAAUAUUUUA